CAUUUGUUUCGUAGAGUGGUAAUUUCACGAUUAUCAACUUUAUUCUGUUGAAAUAAGUGCUAUGUAAAUUAUAAAUUAACCUUUACGGUUGUCAUCCGGCUUAGAAAAUAUUUGAUUUACUAAGAACUUGCGCUCGAUUUGAGAAAAAUAUUACUCAAACAAUCCCACGUUAUUCUGAUCUUAAAAUUAAGAUUCCUAUUGCAUAACGUAACCUUACUAACUGGCUGCUGGAAUAAAAUUGAUCUAAAAUGGAAGAAAUAGAAAAGGACAAUGAAAAUGAUUUCAAACGCUCCAAGGAUCGGAGUCCGUCCCCUGGCGUCAAAUCGACUGCGGUGGUUAAGUACACAGCGUUUCAAAGCCCCGUGGGCUAUGCGCGGCUGCAGUGCAACACCGACCUGAAUCUACCCCCUUCCAACUGGGGGGCAGCCAUCGACUCCUACGGCUUGAAGCAGAUAUUGACUGGAAACACUGGGCUAUCUAGUUUCAGGAUGGCGCAUAUGUUCCCGGACUGCGUGGGCGAGGUGGACGUGAUCUCGGGCGCCGAGUGCAUCAAGAAGCUGCUCAAGCUGCCCUACCAGCCCAACGGCACUGUAAGCAUGAUCGUGCACCGCAUCGAGAACACUUUACUGUUGGACGAUUUCGACGUGUACGACUACCUCAUGAAGUCGGAGUGGUCGUGGCUCAAGGACUUCUUCUACGAGAACGUCUUGAAGACCAUGUCGGAACAGGAACGUAUGACGCUAACGCUGGCACCAGUGGCCCCGAGUUCGGCGCUGCAGCUGACGCACAAGUUCCUAUCGCACAGUGUCGCCUCCCGCCCGCCGCCCGCCCAGGCGCCCGCCCUUGCGCCCGUCGCGCUCACUGGCCCGUACCUGCCGGAGCCGGAGCCGGGGCGCGAUGAGGCGCCGCCGGACCACCUUUACAACCGCAACGUGCACUGGACCUUCGAGGACAUACACAUGCUCAUAGGCAGCGACCUGCCAAUCUUCGGCGACAAAGACCGCCCCUGCGUGUCCCUCCGCCUACGAGACGCGCGAGAACCCAUCAACGUGUUAACAGGCAUCGACUAUUGGCUAGACAACUUGAUGUGCAACGUACCUGAAGUGUUAAUGUGCUACCACUUGGACGGAAUCGUCCAGAAAUACGAGCCAAUGAAGACUGAGGAGUUACCCAAUAUGGAAAACUCGAAAUUCUCGCCGAAAGUCAUAAGAAACGUAGCGCAGAAUAUUCUGUCGUUUUUGAAGUCGAAUGCGACGAAGGCAGGGCAUACGUAUUGGCUGUUCAAAGGGCCGCAUGAUGACGUGGUCAAGUUGUAUGAUCUGACGUCACUGUGCCCGGAUUCCGUAGAUAGCCCGUUUACAAGUCCCGUUGGGAUGCUGCUGUAUAGAGUUGCCAGGAACAUGCGGCUGGCUAACAGGUCAGAACACGUGCGACAGCUAUUAGAACACGCUAUAGAACUCCUCAAGGCGGAAAAAUAUCCGCAAAUAGUGGCGUCUUCACACUACAUGCUGGCCGACUUGUAUGUACCAGCAAAUACUAACCCCGCCUGCCCGGACUUUAAAGAAGAAUCCAUAGAUCCCGACAGUGAAGACCCAGAAUUCGCAAAGUACGCGGAACCGUGCGAUGACGACAACGAGUUUGACAGAGACGGCAAGUCCAAAACUGACGAAUGUGACAAGGACGGCAAUAAAGAGAACGAGAAAGACACUGCAGAGGAGGGAGAUAGCACUAAUACACUGGCUGUUCAGAGCAGAGGCUUGGCUUUGAGGGAUAUUGGCAAUCGAGUGAGAGAAAGUACUGGGGAAAACAAACGCAAAGCGAGCAUGUCUGGUGGACUGGGCACGGCGCCGCCCGACCGCUGCGGCGGAGCUUUAAAACACGCUCUAAAAGGUCUACUAGCGCUCCACAAUGUCACCAUAGACAAGUGCAAGGAAGAAGAGCGCGAACGCCUCAGGCAACAAAUCAUAAUCGAAGAACAGCAUCCAAAAAUGGCGAACCCGUACGAACCCAUCAAAAUGGACUACGAGCCAAUAACGAAGAAGUCCGAAUCCAAAGAGCACACGUCCCGCAGCCGGCGACGACGACGCGAGCGAAAGACUUCGGACAAAACCGGCAAUUGUUUGAUCGAAUCGAAUUCGAAUAUCGACAAGAACGCUAUACUCAUCAGGAAUAAAAAGAAAAUAUUCCCAACUUGGCACGAGCCAAGUAGAGAUGACAAUUUCGCGUGGAAACUGCAUUUGAAGACGCUGUUGUAUGAAAAGAUAUGUCUCGCGUAUGCAACAUUGGCUGAGUAUAGCUACUCGAAUGAACAGUACGGGUUUUCCUUGAAGUAUAUCGACAUGGCGAGCAAGUGCCAGAAACUGUUGAGCAACAUGAUUAUAAAGAGUCGGGUCGUGGACGCGAGCUGUCUUAUAGGAAUGGCUCUAUUCGACUGA
Ostrinia furnacalis (Asian corn borer) is the source of this 2435-nucleotide messenger RNA. RefSeq names its product erythroid differentiation-related factor 1. NCBI's taxonomy places the organism in Eukaryota, Metazoa, Arthropoda, Insecta, Lepidoptera, Crambidae. Bases 249 to 2435 code for a protein of 728 amino acids. Gene Ontology annotation, biological process: positive regulation of DNA-templated transcription. The transcript is spliced from 13 exons. The record is from RefSeq and is a predicted model, not a curated record.